This is a messenger RNA of Daphnia pulicaria, 694 nucleotides long. RefSeq lists its product as uncharacterized. Lineage: Eukaryota; Metazoa; Arthropoda; Branchiopoda; Diplostraca; Daphniidae. The record is from RefSeq and is a predicted model, not a curated record. Bases 67 to 537 code for a protein of 156 amino acids. The transcript is spliced from 3 exons.
GGUAGUCGUCAUUUUCUGACCUGAUUACAACGACUCAACAACCCUGCCGACCUAUUCUGGCAAAAAAUGCGUGUCUCCUUGCUCGUGUGCGCCGUUUUCUGCAUCUUGUUAGCUCUACAAGAGUGUCAGGCUCAAAAGAAGAAGAAAAAGUUCAAUUUCACGGAGGACAAACUGGUGCCGUGUGGUGGCAGGAACAGCAGACAGGUGGACGUUCGAAGUAGCCGCCAAAAGCGCCGAGCGGCCGAGGUGAUCAUCGCCCAAUUCAAACGAGAUUCUUUCGGAUGCGACGAACAAGGACCCAAGACUCUGAUUAAACACCAGGACGUCCGCAUCGAUUUGCAGGACUCUCGUUGGUUUGAAAAACAGGGCAAGCAUUGGCGCAAUCUGCAAUUUCAGUUAAAUCAACCGAGAGUGCCAGGAUUUCCGACGACUGUCGCCACGGUGCUGAUGGAAUGCGAUAAACAAUUUCCCAUGCGAUAUGUACGAAAUGCUUUCGUCAGAAGUAUGACCAAGUGCGUUCAUGUUUGGUUGGACUAAUCACAGGAAAAUCACUAUUAUUCCUCUCUGCGAUGUGCCAUUUGUAUCCGUUGCUUGUGUCACGUAUAUUACUAGAUGAUGGUUGGUACUGUAACGUUUGAAUAGCCUUCCCUUAUGUAGCAUGGGAUAUCUUCUAUAUAAUAAAUAAGUUUAGAUC